UGCCCCAUAGAUCCGCCCCAUGGGGCGCUCAUGGCUGUGGGGCCGGCGCAGUGGGGCCAGGCCUUGGGGGCGCUGCUGAGUGGGGCCCGGAGGGCAGCUCUGCGCUUGGGGGUCGCGGCCUGCGCUGCCCUCCUGCUGCUCUGGGCCUCCCUCUUCCUCUAUGGCACCUUCUACUACUCCUAUGUCCCCACCGUGGCCUUCGUCCGCCCCGUCCAUUAUGCCUUCAGGACUGACUGUGGGUCCCCAGGACCUGAGCUCUGCUCCUUCCCCACUGCCAACGUGUCCUUGCUGGGAGGGAAUAGGGAGAAGGUGCUGCUCUAUGGGCAGCUCUAUCGCAUCUCCCUGGAGCUGGAGCUGCCGGAGUCACCAGUGAACAGAGCCCUGGGCAUGUUCAUGGUCACCAUCACCUGCUAUGGGGCAGGCGGCCGCCCCCUGGCCACAGCCGCACGCCCGGCCAUGCUCCAUUACCGCUCGCGCCUCCUGCGCACGCUGGACACUGUGGCCUUCGCCCUCCUCUUCCUCAGCGGCUUCGCGGAGCAGAAGCAGACGGUGGAGGUGGAGCUGUACUCCCAGUACCGCGAGGACUCGUACGAGCCCACAGUGGGGGCAGUGCUGGAGAUCCAGAGCAAACGCAUCCAGUUGUACCGGGCACAGCUCAGGGUUCACGCUCACUUCACCGGCCUGAGGUACCUGCUCUACCACUUCCCGGUGACGUCAGCGGUUCUGGGCGUGGCCGGGAACUUCGCGCUCCUCAGCCUGCUGCUGCUCGCCGGGUACCUGCAGUGGGCGUGGCCACGCGCAGGCCCCGCCCCCUCCGCCUCCCGCAGCCAAUCAGCGCCCGCCGCGAGGGAACAGCAGGAGGAGGGGGGAGGGGAGGGGCUGUGUCCAUUGAUGCCCCUCCCCCCCCCCCCAGCGCCCCCCCCGCAGCUCGUGGGCCCCAUGGAUCCGGAUGCAGAGUCGGAGCACCCACCGGAAGUCGAGCCCAGCGCCCCUCCCCCCCCCGAGGAGCAGGACAAGGAGGGGGAGGGGCCGGAGGAGGAGGUGGGGGAGGGGCCGGAGGACCAAGGGGAGGCCCCGCCCCCUCUCCCCUCCCCCCGCCGCCGCACCACGUGCUCCAGCUCCUGA
Messenger RNA from Melopsittacus undulatus (budgerigar), 1125 nucleotides. RefSeq names its product BSCL2 lipid droplet biogenesis associated, seipin (gene BSCL2). Gene Ontology annotation, cellular component: endoplasmic reticulum membrane. Lineage: Eukaryota; Metazoa; Chordata; Aves; Psittaciformes; Psittaculidae. The transcript is spliced from 9 exons. The record is from RefSeq and is a predicted model, not a curated record. Bases 31 to 1125 code for a protein of 364 amino acids. Gene Ontology annotation, biological process: lipid storage; lipid droplet organization.